Linum tenue is the source of this 258-nucleotide messenger RNA. NCBI's taxonomy places the organism in Eukaryota, Viridiplantae, Streptophyta, Magnoliopsida, Malpighiales, Linaceae. The record is from the annotation of a GenBank genome assembly.
GUCCUGUCCGGCGAGGAUGAAUCGAGAGUUGAAGAUCAAUGAUACUAGCAUGAGGAUGUGGAUGGUCCAAUGGAGAACAUUGAAUAUGAGAGUAAUCCAAAUGUCACAAGGGAUCAACCUGAUCAUAAAUUUUGGACUCUCGCAUAGUACAUGGUGAGACAUAAUAGGAUUCAUGAUCAUCCUGGACAUAGGCAUUGAGAAACGUAUUGAAUUAGCAUUUUUGGACAAAACAUGGAUGUGGAGUAGAAAUUUUUUAUC